UUUUUUCAUUUAUUUAUUUAUUUUUUUAAGAAGAAGAAAAAAACCCCGCAGCCGGAGCCCCUCUCCCACAACUUCGCGGCGCGCCUGCGGGAGCGGCUCCAGUCCAGUUUUUCGGGCGCUCUCUGCCUCCCCUGCCUCCCCCUGCCUGCCCUGCCUCCCCCUUGCCUGCCCUGCCUCUCCUGCCUGCCCUGCCUGCCCCUGCCUCCCCCUGCCCGCCCGGCCCCGGCCCCGGCCCGAGCAGGUGAGGCCGCCCCCUCCCCGGGCCCCGCCAGGUACCGGCCGUAUUUGUACCGGCUGCCCGGGGCUUGCGGGUGCGUGGGCGCCCGCGGGUGGGCGGCCGGGCGUGUGCGUGUGUGUGUGUGUGUGUGUGUGUGCGCGCUGCCCAGGGGGAGGUUUCUUGCACACGCACACACACACACACACGCGCGCACCCGGAGGAACAGCCCCGCUCCGGCCCCCCCCCCCCCCUCCCUCCCGGCUCAAACCAUGUUCCAGCCGUCUGCGAAGCGCUGCUUCACCAUCGAGUCUCUGGUGGGCAAGGACACCCACCUCAGCCCCGAGGAGCCCCCGCGCCCCGCCGCCCUCGGCUACCCCGGCCCCGCCGCCGACGCCGCCGCCUUCGCCCCCGGCUUCCAGGGCGCUGCCGCCGCCGCCGCCGGCCGGGCUCUCUACGGCAGCGCCGAGCUCGUCUUCCCCGAGGCCGUGGGGCACCCGGCGCUGCCCGUGGGUCCCCACCAGCUGGGGGGCUCGGCGCUGCCGCACCCCCAUUCCUUCUUCGGGCCGCAGCACCGCGACCCCCUCAACUUCUACCCCUGGGUGCUGCGGAACCGCUUCUUCGGGCACCGCUUCCAAGGGAGCGAGGUGUCCCAGGAGAGCCUGCUCCUCCACGGCCCCUUCGCCCGGAAACCCAAGCGCAUCCGCACCGCCUUCUCGCCGUCACAGCUCCUGCGGCUGGAGCGGGCCUUCGAGAAGAACCACUACGUGGUGGGCGCCGAGCGCAAGCAGCUGGCCAGCAGCCUCAGCCUCUCCGAGACCCAGGUGAAAGUGUGGUUCCAGAACAGGAGGACGAAAUACAAACGGCAGAAGCUGGAGGAGGAAGGACCCGACUCAGAUCAGAAGAAGAAAGGUUCCCACCACAUCAACCGAUGGCGCCUCGCCACCAAGCAGUCGAGCGGAGAAGACAUCGACGUCACCUCCAACGACUAAGGCAGGGACAGGCUCCUGGUGCAGCCACCAUGGAGAGGAACCCGGGGGAGGAAGGGGGGACACAGGCGGCAUCACCAAACGAACUCUAGGGACGUCGCCGAAGCCACCGCCGCCGCCCACCGCCCACUGCCUUUCCUCCGGGGCGCCCAGCCUGACCGGGGACCUGCACCCCGUCCCCCCCCGCCGCCCGGGGCGUCCCUCGGAGGUGCUUUUCGGGAAGCUCCCGCCGCCGAGCCGAGGAGGAAGAGGAGGCUGCCAGGGCGCCCGCGGCCCCGGGACGCGACCGCGCAUCCUCCUCCGCGCUGGAAGCCGUCCGUCAGCCAUGAGAUCAAAUAAAAACGUCCUACCUAGAAGCUCAAUGUACCCAAUCCCUUUUUCAUUUUCCUUUUUAUUUUCCGCCUUUUAUUUUUUUCCGCCUCCCUCCUUUUCUCCGUUGUUUGUUUUUUUUUUUUUUUUACACAGUUUUAUUUUAAUUUAUUCUUUUAUUUUUGUGCCUGUGUGCGUGCGUUCCCUGUCGUAGGUAGUCAGCAGCUGUAGUGUGUGUUACUGCGUGGUAAUAAAAAGCAAAAUGCGCUGGAAA
Molecule: messenger RNA, 1786 nt
Organism: Grus americana (Whooping crane)
Lineage: Eukaryota; Metazoa; Chordata; Aves; Gruiformes; Gruidae
Gene: EMX1
Product: empty spiracles homeobox 1
Exons: 3
Coding region: 487-1206 (239 amino acids)
Biological process (GO): regulation of DNA-templated transcription; brain development; central nervous system development
Molecular function (GO): DNA-binding transcription factor activity, RNA polymerase II-specific; DNA binding
Source: RefSeq, a predicted model, not a curated record